Molecule: messenger RNA, 3286 nt
Organism: Helicoverpa zea (corn earworm)
Lineage: Eukaryota; Metazoa; Arthropoda; Insecta; Lepidoptera; Noctuidae
Product: zinc finger protein 761-like
Exons: 3
Coding region: 153-1877 (574 amino acids)
Biological process (GO): regulation of transcription by RNA polymerase II
Cellular component (GO): nucleus
Molecular function (GO): RNA polymerase II transcription regulatory region sequence-specific DNA binding; DNA-binding transcription factor activity, RNA polymerase II-specific
Source: RefSeq, a predicted model, not a curated record
AUCCAGUUUCUGAACAUCUAUCAAUAUCAAUAAUGAGGUCUCUAGGGGGUUUGUGAUUGAUUUUCUUUCCUGCGAAAUUCACUGAAAAAGUAAUAUUACAGCAAUUGGAAUUCCUUGAAAAACCUAUUAAUCUGCAGAAUAAAUGUUGCACAAUGUCAGACCCAGAACCAGAUCAGAAUGAGCGCGAGAUGCUAAGCAUGUUCGCCAGCGUCUGGGUGAAGGUGGAGGUUAAUGACGAAGGUCAGGAGAGCAGCAAUGAGCAUCCGGCUAGUGAUGGCGAUGAGGGCGAGGUUCAAGAAGUCAAAAAGAAAAAAAAGAAGAAGAAAUCAGAAUCCCCUUCAAAGAAACCUAUUCUAAGCUGUGAUCUCUGCGAAUAUAAAACUGUCUACAAAAACUGCAUGGAUUUCCACGUUAUGGGCCAUAAUAAACUAAAACCUUAUGCUUGUGAAAUUUGUGAUUACUGCACUAAGUACCCUACCUCAUUGCAAAGACAUAUGACAAUACAACACAACUUAAAAAUCAAGGCGUCCGGAGGAAAAUUAGAAGAGCACUUCUGCGAUGAUUGUACGUACAAAACAUAUUUCAAAUGGAAUCUAAAGGCACAUAAGCGUAAACAUAAAGAAGAAAAACAAUAUAAAUGCGAACAUUGUGAGUAUGAGACGGCUUACAGACAUAAUUUCAUGAAACAUAGACGAGUACAUAAUAAGCAAGAAGUAAUUUUCAAAUGUGACAAAUGUCCAUUUGUGACCAAAUUUGAAGGACAUAUAUCGAGGCAUUUGGCUAAAAUUCAUAAUGAGGUAUCCGAGAAAGCCAAUAAGUGUGAUGUCUGUGAUUUCUCCACUAAAGUCAAAUGGAGAUUGAACGUUCAUAAACGGAGAAGCAUGCAAACAAACAAAUUGAAGUGUACAUACUGUGAAUUUGAAACGAUAUACAUGUGUGAGUCUAAGAAACAUAAAUUGAAACAUUAUUCCGAAGUUCAGACAGACAGAAAAAGUGAAAAUACUUCUGAACAGAGUAAAAAAACUGAAAAUAAGCCUGAAGUUUCUACUGAACUACCGGACAAUGAUGAUGCAAGUCAAUCGGAUGGGAAUACACAAGUGUUUGAUAAAAAUCUCUACUUAGUAGACACAAAGAACGAAGUAGAAUGGCAUACAAUAAAAGUCAUAGAAUCCAAAUCUAAAGAACGUCCGUUCCAGUGCACAAGUUGUAAAUACACAUCAAGAUUUAAAGCGUCCGUACAGAGGCACUUUCAAAGACAUCACACCGGCAGUCAGAACCGGCCAUACAAAUGCUGUAAUUGUGACUUUUCUACCAAAACUAAAGAUCAAAUCGGUUUGCACAACAAACGCAGUCAGUCGGAACAAGCGUUACAAUGUACGGAGUGUUCCUUUAAAACUUAUUUCAAAUGCCAAUUUGUAAUGCAUCAGAAAAAUCAUUAUGCACACAAAUGUACGGAGUGCAAUUAUACUUGCAGACAUAAGUAUGAAAUACAAAAACAUAUUUAUACUAUACAUAUGGGUAACGGGCUAAAAUGUCGAUUCUGUGAUUAUAAAGCUACGAGAAAAGAAAGCUUGCUUUGCCACGAAACUAUUCAUACUGGUAAUAAGCCCUUUAAAUGUGAAUAUUGUGAUUAUAAAUCAGUCAGAAAAACUUUGCUUGAUAAUCAUAUGAAGAGGUAUCAUAAUGAAAUAAGAAAGGCACCCGUUAUUGUAGACGAAAGUAAAAUUCAAUCGUUAAAAAUUAAUGUUGGUGAUCGAUUAAGUGAUGAUUUAAUACAAACUAUUAGGGAACAAAAUCUUACUAUUGAUGAUCUUUUGCAAGCUCAGACGUUGCAAGAAUUUACUUCAGUCAUUAAUCCAAAUAAUGAACUCGUUUAGAAAUUAUCUCUUAUACAUAGGCGUGAUGACGUAAAAAAAAUGCGAUUCUAAUUAGUCCAUCAUUUAGAUUACCAAAAAAUAGUGGAUAUGUAUUUUUACUUUUUCAGAACAUUAAAAAUUCUCUGGAAUAUAAGGCUCAAUUCACACCAAAAGCGCGGCGCCGCGGGCAUCCGCGCGACUCGUUCGAGUUUCUCAUACGAAAAUACAUAUACAUUAUAGUAAUGGGAAUAAAGUAAAAAUUCAAAUGACACUCAAACCGCGCUUCGCUUCGCUGCCCUUCGCCGCGCUUUUGGUGUGAAUUGAGCCUAAGGCAUUAAAGGUUGGUAAGGUUUGUGACGUCACAUUUAAGUAAAAUUUAUACCUAAAAGUGACGUAACACAAAUUUAAAACGUGUUGUAUCUUCGUUAUUAUUGGUUUGCGAGAGAAAAUAAAAAAUACGUGUCCAUUAUUUUAAGGUUAUCUAAAAGACGGACUAAUUAGAAUCUACUUUUUUUCAUUCGUCACGCCUAUUUUUAAAUAACUGCCUAUCUAUUAGUUACAACAUCUCAGAAAUAUGUAACUAAAGAAAAACUUUUAGUAGGACCUAAAAUAAAUUUAAGGUUGAAUCUCAGAAAUUGCUAGCUAAGAUCAAUGCUCAAGCCUUCUCAUUAUGAGAAGAGAUCUUUCUUUCAGAAGACUUCUUGGCUAGUUCUGAUGAAAGAACGAAAGAAAUAAUGUCUUAUAUAAAUUAAAUUAUUAUCCAAAAUUACAUUAUGUAAAAAAGAUGCGAGAUAAUCUUCCUAUAAUGGCCCAAAUUCAUUGACAACUUAAAACUUCCAUUUUCUGAAAACAACUGUUUAGUUUGAAAACAAUGUAGAACAGUGUCAAUUGGAUAUCAAUUGAAUCAUCUCAAUAGCAUUUUUAACCUUAGCGGGAAUUCUGCUACUAAUAUCAGACCAAUAGUAUUCUAAUGACAUUUCAUUGGUUUGCGAUUGAUCUGCCAUUUGGUCUGGGGUAGACUGCUCUACAAUCAUAUUGCAAUCGUAAAUCAAUUGCAAACAAUACGAUUCAUUAUUGAAUCACAGAAAAGGAUAAAAACGUUUAUUUACAACAAAAAUUUGCGGAAUGCCACAUACGCUUCAAUCGUAAUUGAGUCCUGAUUGAAUCUUAGUUGAAUAUCAAUCGUAUGUCGCUUAAGUAAAAUUUGCAGAAUCAAGGCCCAAUUGUUUUAAGAAAAUUGACGUUUAUGUUGUUGGUGUACUUGGGCCUCAUCUUUCUCUUACUCGCAUUACUUAGAUUGCUAUAAUAUUAUAUAGUCCUUGUUUAUUUUAUGUUACUAGUUUAAAUGAUAGAAUUGCUAUGUUUUAAUUAAUUAUUAUAUAUUAACUAUAUAAGUCGAUAUGUAAUAAAUAUUCCUUUCUUUAUAUCUA